Gasterosteus aculeatus aculeatus (three-spined stickleback) is the source of this 6050-nucleotide messenger RNA. The record is from RefSeq and is a predicted model, not a curated record. NCBI's taxonomy places the organism in Eukaryota, Metazoa, Chordata, Actinopteri, Perciformes, Gasterosteidae.
GGCUGAAGCUGAAGGAGCGCUGUGAGCUCCACAGUAGAAGAAUCAGGUUGACGUCUGCAGAGCUCCUGCACAGCCUGCCCACAUGGAGCUGCCCCCGAGCAACGACACCCUGCACCUCUAGGAGCUCCCACAGCACCGUCUUGUGUCUCUCCUCGAGGGAGGGGGGGGGGGUCCUGCAAGAUCACUUUCCCUGCACCGCUGAGGUGGAACGAGCGCCAGAGGAUUCCUGUUGUAUUUUACCCUGCUCUUCUUUUUCGAGUCGUCCGUUUCUCCUUUUUUUUUUUUUCUCCCUUCCGCCUCUCGAAGUCUCGCUUUUUUUCUGGAGGGUGGAGGAGGAGGGGGGGGGUUACUUUUUAAUAUUCCUUGCAGAAAGGAAAGAAGAAGGGCGCUGCUGUUGGCACGAGUCUCGCUGCUCGCCCAGCACCCAUGAAUUCAGAUAAAAAUGUGUACCUCGGCAGAGACAAAGGCAUCAUGCGGAAGAGAGCUUUGCUCCUUCGGAAAGGUUGCAGCUCCGAGAUUACCAGCUCGGCCUCGGAGGACUUGGGCUGCAGACGCGGGGACUUCAGCAGGAAGCACUAUGGUUCGGUGGAGCUGCUGAUUUCGAGUGACGCAGAUGGGGCCAUUCAGAGGGCAGGGCGCUUCAGGGUGGAGAAUGGCUCGUCGGAUGAGGCGUUGGACUACACGCCAGGAACCUGGAGGAGAACCGAUGUCCAUCUGGAGAAUCCAGAGUACCACACCAGAUGGUUCUUCAAAUACUUUCUGGGAAAAGUCCAUCAGAACUACGUGGGUACAGAUGCAGAGAAGAACCCCUUCUACAUGUCAGUCGUCCUGUCGGACCAGAACAACCAGCGGGUUCCUCAGUACAGAGCCAUCCUCUGGAGAAAGACGGGCACCCUGAAGAUCAGCCUCCCCUACAGCCCGACCAAAACACUAUCAGUCAAGUCCAUCCUGAGGUGAGAAAAUGUGAACCGUGUAAUGUUCGAGAAAGUGCCCUAGGACAUCCCCCGCCCACACAAUGAGACAGAUCUGUUGGUGCUCGAGGAACAGGAGGGUUCCGUCAACUUUAAAUUCGGCGUCCUGUUUGCCAAAGAUGGACAGCUCACAGAUGACGAGAUGUUCAGCAACGAGACGGGGAGUGACAGCUUCGACAAGUUCCUCACUCUGCUGGGCGACGCCGUCACGCUGCAGGGGUGGGCCGGCUACCGCGGAGGGCUGGACACCAAGAACGACACUACGGGAAUCAAGUCCAUCUACACGGUGUACCAGGGCCACGAGCUCAUGUUCCAUGUGUCCACCAUGUUGCCCUACUCCAAAGAGAACAAGCAGCAGGUGGAGAGAAAGAGACACAUUGGAAACGACAUCGUCACCAUAGUAUUCCAGGAAGGGGACGACGCUUCGUCGUCCUUCAAGCCGUCUAUGAUCCGAUCGCACUUCACCCAUAUCUUUGCGUUAGUUAGGUAUAAUAGCCAGAAUGACAGUUACAGGUUGAAGAUUUUCUCGGAGGAGAGCGUUCCGCUGUUUGGACCCCCUCUCCCAUCUCCGCCUGUAUUUACUGAUCACCAAGAAUUCAGGGACUUUUUAUUAGUCAAAUUAAUCAAUGGAGAGAAAGCCACACUGGACACGCCCACGUUUGCCCAGAAGCGUCAGCGGACCCUGGACAUGUUGAUCCGCUCGCUCUACCAAGACCUCAUGCCUGACCUACACAAGGUUCCUUUUUCCCCCCAGAACAUGUUGAACCGGCGGUCCUUCAGCGACGUGCUGCCUGAGUCACCCAAGUCGGCGCGCAAGAAGGAGGAGGCGCGGCAGGCCGAGUUUGUUAGAAUAGGGCAGGCUCUGAAGCUGAAGACCAUUGUGAGAGGAGAUGCCCCAACCAGCCUUGUUACCACCGGCCUUUGCAGAAAAGAGCCAUGGGAGUCCCAGUCCUUCUGCAGCACAUUCCCCUAUGAGAUCGUGUGUGCCGACUCCUGGGGUCAGUCCCUGCUGGCUGCCACCGAUGCGGCCGGGGUCCUGCUGCUAGAUGGUCCAGAUGCGGCCUCGCCCAACGCUGAGACGCAGGCCGUGCCGCCAGUCCAGGUGUUUGACAAAACCAUGGUGGUGAAGCAGGUGCACGUUCUGGAGCCUCAGGAUCUGCUUAUCACCAGGGCCGACAAAGGUGAGCCGAGGGCACAAAACAUCCCCGAGUCUGCUCCCCCCCAACGUGGAGCCGUCCCCCGUCUCCCCUUCAUUCAUUCCUCAUUUCAACAGCUUUUACAGCUUAUUUUUCACGCUCCUCUAUCUUACAUCAUCUCUGCCAUCUCUCGCUGUGAAGUUGAGUACAUGCUCACCGCUUCCACCUCCGCGGGUACAGUGGACACAUUGAUCUCCGCCUGUGAUCUAAGGAAGCUGACCUACAGAGAACCAAUCCCUGUCGAGGGUGUGUGUGUGUGUGUGUCAAAGAGUGUGCCUGUCUCAAUGGACAACAAAGCAGGGGUGAUAUUUGAAGCUGAUGUAGCUAUCAUUUCUUUCAUCUUCGUGCUCAUAAUCUUCUUUUUAGUACCAGGCUGUCAUAGGUACUCCAUCAACACCCACCACGGCUCAGAGCUGAGGAUUGUGGCCGCCAUCAGGAACAAACUCCUCCUCAUCACCAGGAGACACCCGCGGUUUGAAGGCGUGAGCGCCGUCGCCCCGGCAGCGGACUCCCCGGUGGAGGAGUUUCAAUACAUAAGGGAGAUCUGUCUGUGCGACCCGCCGGUGGUGAUGGCGCUGGUGGACGGGCCGACGGGGGAAAACGACAAUAUGAUCUGUGUGGCCUACAAGCACCAGUUUGACCUGAUCAAUGAGAGCACCGGCGACGCCUACCGGCUGCAUCACGUGGACGCCAACAGGGUAAAUUUUGUGGCAGCCAUCGAUGUGUAUGAAGACGGAGAGGCGGGUCUGCUGCUGUGUUACAACUAUAUUUGCUACUACAAGAAGGUUUGUCCAUUUAACGGCUCCACACCGAUGAUCCAGUCCAACACCUCCGACUUCCACUUCAGCUGGAACCAGAUGCCAAAUGCUAUUGUUUGUGCAUUUCCUUACAUCCUGGCCUUCACAACGGACUCCAUUGAGAUCCGGCUGGUCGUUAACGGCAACCUUGUGUACACAGCAGUGGUCCCGGAGCUACAGUUGGCUGCCUCGCGGUCAGACAUUUAUUUUGUCUCCUCGGCUCCGGUGAGCUCAGCCUCCAACUGCAGCUCGAGAGACACGAGCUCGCAGAGUUCCCCUCAGACGCCCACCGGCUACGAGAUGCCCGUGUUCCCUUCGCCGCUCGGUGACGAUUCUAUACGGAUCCCCUAUGGUACCAAGCUUUCCCUGUACAUGUCUAAGGAUGCCGAAGGUGAACCGGCAUGUAAGCACAUUUUCAAGAUCCCUCUGUGUAACUUGGUGGGGCGCAGCAUCGAAAGACCCCUCAAGUCCCCCCUGGUGAAUAAGGUGCUGACGACGCCGGGCCCCCCCGUGGCGCCGCCAUCGCCCCUCAUCUCCGCCACGCACUCGCUGUCCCUCUCACGCAUGGAAAUCAAGGAGAUAGCCAGCCGUACGCGCAAGGAGCUGCUUGGCCUGACGGAGGAACCGAGUGGAAAGCCGGACAGCGGGACGGUCAAACAGAGGAAGAUGAGCAAGAAGAGCACCGAGGACGACCCCAAACCGCGAGCCCUGACGUCGACCAACAGCGACAGGUUGGCCUCGGAGUCCGUCGAAGAAGACCUGGAGGUCCAGCUGCAUCGCUCGCCCAGCUCGGAGGCCGAGCCAGAGAUGGUGGCGCUGCGAGAGGAGAGCCCGCCCCUCGCCAGCGCAUUCGCCCUGUCCACGUCCUUCGAAGAAGAAAUCCUGGACCUGAAGUGAACGAGACAAUCCCGCCCUGCACUUUUCUGCCCCUCCGCUCCUGUAUUGUCACUAUUAUUUGUAUUGUUUUAAUCUAUAUGGUUUUUAAAUGAGUUUUCUUGCCUUUUUUUUGUCAUUUUGCAUCCCUGUGUCCCAGUCAUUAGACCAGAUGAGUGCAGAGGGGGGGUGGAAGAUGCCUGCGUGCACACGCCACUGUGUGACGGCUCGCUGCGUGUGUGUGUGUGUGUGUGUGUGUGUGCGCCGCAGGAGAAUAACCCAAAGAGGCGGUUGAGGUUGAGUCAGGUGCCCGUGGUUUAUUAGAUAAUGUUACCGGAUUGAUCCCAAAAACACAAAACUGAAUGUAAAUCUGCGCACCAAGGCACGACAAAAAUCCCCGUCUUACUAGAGCUUAUUAUGUGUUGUAUAUUAUGUGAUUAUUUCCGAUCCACUCUCAAAUGUUGUAUGAUAUGCUCCGUGUGUGUACAUCUGUUUAUACAUGAAAAAGCAUAGACAGCGACAGGCACGUAUGCCUGUGAUGCAUAUUUAUAGAUAUAUUAUAAAAUCAAUUUUAUUCCAAUAUUUAGUGACAGUAUGAAUUUUUAUGCUCUCUGCACAUCCUAGUCAUUAUUCUCCCGAUUCACAGUAUGCAGGUAGACACGGCCGGGGGGGGCAAAGUCUUCCACAUGGGCCAUUUCCCAGCAUCCUCCACUGAUCUACUCCUCUCACAGCCACCCGGUGUCUUGACAGUAGCAGCCAUGAUUGUAGUCCUCAUCGGAUUACAAUAUGGCGUCCCACAACUCCAUUCAGCCUGGAUAGAUUCACUCACCGGAGGUUCCUCACUCAUAAGAAUGAGGCGUUCUUAAAACUGCAUGACAUGUUUGCUUCCUGUAACGGGACUUCUGCUCCCUAAUUGCUUCCAUGGAAACUUUAACGUCUGCGACAUCGUAAACAAACGUCAAACCCGGUUGAGGACAUCGUCAUGGCGGUAUUCGCCUCAUUCGCACGUUUCAGGAUUUCUUCAACCACGUUCAAAUGAGUGGCUGGAACGAUGAGAAGUGGAGUGAUGUCACAAGAAGAACUCUUUAAACCUAAAACUGUCUCUUCAAUUUCAUCAUUUCCCCUCCUCGCACACCAUUCUUUUUUACUGAAGCGUAGAAAAACUGACUCUCAAUCCAACGUUACGCCGGCAAAAAAAUGUCAGGAGCAAGAACCCUGACAGUUUAAACAAUUUAAGUGAUUUGCAAUUAAGAUAACUGAACUCUCUGACCCAGGAGUCCCUCCGCCGUGACCAACACACCCCUGAUGUCCCACAAUCACAACUCCUAAAUACUUUAUUCACGCGCUCCUUCUUAUAAAGUGAAGCCGGCAUGGCGGUUUAGCUCCCAGACAUCCAUCGAACAUUUCCCAAGCAGUGCAGCUCCGCCACAUCGUUUCAGCAGCCGGUACUCAAUCGCACUCGUUGCAUAAGUCCUGUGAGUGAGUGCGAACGAAACCGAAAGGCGAUUCCGAGUGGUGCAAUGUGAGGCAGCGGGUGAGGCCCAAGGCGAGCGCUCUUUGGGGGUCCAACGCAGACUGGGAGCAGUGGGUUUCGGACUUUGCUAACGUGAGCACGAGGAACUUGCAUGAGCCUCCUAAUCUUUACCGCUCGCGCCUCCUGUUCUCCCGCCCGUAUCGGUGUGAACACUAGAACACAACUCAGAAAGACUAUAAAGGGAAGUAUAAGAACGGGGGGGGGGUUUAAGAAGGUACUUUAGUGUUUAUUACUCUGGGUGACUUGCCGGAUACCAUUACGGAUUGUGACGCUGCUUCCCACACGUAUAAUGUUCCUACUUCUCUUGUAUUUCUGUCAAGUACUCUUUGUUCCUACCUCCCCUUGGCAUUUCCACUGUUUUUUUGUUCCGUUCUUUGUAUUUUUAAUCAAUAUUUACUGUUUAGACUGUUGCUGAACCUCUCUGUGAUAUCAAAAUGAAAGAAAAUGAACAAAAAAAACACCAAGUGUCUUAAAAUAUUGUAUCGCCAUUGUUUUUAAUGCCAAGUACUACUUGUAAAUGUUUGUGUAUCAAAUGUGGCCUCAAAUGAAACUGAACUAUAUUAUUAUUGAUAUUAUUAUGAAUAUUAUUUGAGCAAUUAUUUUAAACAAGUGCUGUAGACCACUGCUGUGAAAGUAGUCGAUUCUGUUCGUUGAUAUGUAAUAAAUAUUUAUGAAAACA